This is a messenger RNA of Penicillium canariense, 5169 nucleotides long. RefSeq lists its product as uncharacterized. The transcript is spliced from 6 exons. The coding region runs from base 1 to 5169 and encodes 1722 amino acids. The record is from RefSeq and is a predicted model, not a curated record. NCBI's taxonomy places the organism in Eukaryota, Fungi, Ascomycota, Eurotiomycetes, Eurotiales, Aspergillaceae.
AUGUCCUCCCAAUUCUUGCAGACCGAGCUCGCAAGUCUCAUUCAAGAGUCUCGACGAAAGAACUCCGAUCUACGAAAUGCAGCCGAACAGUCGCUCAAUGAGCUAAAGGCUUUACCCUCCACUUCUGAAGCCCAGAUAUCAGCAGACCUUGUUCGUAAACCAACAUUCAUCGAGCCGUUCAUCAUUGCGUGCCAUACGCGGCACGCGAAGUUGGCGGGAAUCGGUGUGAUUUGCUUGCAAAGGUUGAUCGCAUCUCGGUCAUUGCCAUCCCAUCGCCUGAAGGAUGUUCUCGCUGGCUUGAAGGAGACGACGGGCUUGAGUCUUGAUAUUCAACUGAAGAUUCUGCAAUCGUUACCUUCACUUUUGCAGUUUUAUUCCAAUGAUCUAAGUGGAGAACUCCUGGCAAAUACUUUGGAGAUAUGUGCAACUUUGCAAGCAAGCAAGACAAUGGCAGUCAGCAGCACCGCAGCUGCUACCCUCCAGCAACUGGUUGUCUCGACUUUUGAAAGAGUAUCAAAUGAAGACAAGCUGCCGAAUGAUGCCAAAUUAUUCACAACCGUCACGGUCGACGGCCACCCAGUGGAGGUGGCAAAAUUUGCUUAUGAUGCUUUACAGGUUCUGGAUGAUCUCUGUCGUCUCAUCGAUGGCGAGCAAUUACAAUUCCUGCGCACGAGGAUUUUGUCCCCGACGUUCGUUUUGGAACUAAUUGAAAGUAUUCUCCUAAACAGUGGCCGCCUAUUUGUGGGACAUCCAGAGCUGUCGCAAGUCCUGCGAGUUCGUCUGCUCCCUUUAACGGUACGAUAUCUGUCUGAAAGGCAUUCCUUCUCUCAGACCGUUCGUGUUGCUCGCAUUCUAAUUGUGCUGCUGAAACGCCAUAUGUCUCUUUUGACCGCUGAGUGCGAGAUGGCAUUCGGUCUGUUGACUCAUCUGCUUGAGCCGGAUGGAAAUGCACCCUGGAAACGGGUGUUGUGUAUGGAAGUUUUCCGGGGCCUCUACGCCGAGCCUGGAGUGGUCCGACUGAUCUACUCGCUGUACGAUGCAGACGAACGCCGGAAGAAUGUCCUAAGAGAUCAUAUGGCAUCUCUUGUCCGCUUGGCCUCAGAAAAGCCCACUUUGAUCGGAGUCAGCAACCAGUCAACAAUACCGCUGCGAGCGGAACAUACAAGAUCUGCAACAGAAGACCAGAUUGCUCUCGAGACUGGUGGUGUGGCUGGCGUUAUUGGAUCUACUGGCCCUCCGGCUGAGACCAGAGUACCCGGCAUCAGCAGCCAGUGGAGUGUGGUGCGGACGCCCUACAUAGAGCUCCUCGAUAAAACCGAUCCACCGCUUCCACCAGAAACUUAUAUCUAUAGCCUUGUUCUAAACUGUAUCAGCAGUUUCGCGGAGGGCCUUGCCAAGUUCAUCCUGCCUCUCACCGUUCCGGAUUUGAAAUCAAAGAAAAAGAAUCGCCUUAUAAGUCCAGACCAAGGACCUGAUUCUGCCCGAUCCUCUCAGGAUUUCCAAUCUCCCGACAUUUGGUCGGCACAGUCCUCAUCUCAGUCUCAGAAGCCUUCCGUCCCGAUCAACCCUCUUGAUCUGCAAGCUCACGGUCAGUAUUCGGCAAUCAAAACAUGUGCUGGAAUCAUUGAUGACUGCUGGCCGGCUGUUCUCGCGGCUUGCUCUACAUUCCUGCAUGCUUCUUUGGACGACGAAUACUACCACAAUCUCGUUCGAGCAUUUCAGAAGUUGGCCCACGUAGCGGGUCUUCUGAGGCUGUCAGUGCCUCGUGAUGCGUUUCUCACCACCCUCGGAAAAGCUGCCAUGCCCGCGAGUACAGGUGGCACCAAGAUGCAAACCCUUGCUACGCCAUCUGGAGGUGGCCCGCAGUUCAACGAUAGCACUCAGAAGAAUCGCAAGAGUACAGAUCUGGCUCGGUCAAAUUUGCUUUCUGGGGAGUCCGCUGGCUCAUCAGCAGCGGAGGCCACUCCAUUGUCUUUGAGCACAAGAAACCUCUUGUGUCUGCGAGCUUUGCUCAACCUUGGAAUCGCAUUGGGGCCAACUUUGGAUCAGCCGGCCUGGUCCAUCCUGCUUGAGACACUACAAUACAAUGGACUGGUGAUCGGGAUAUCCUCCAGCACAAUGGUGAAAUCAGCUAGUGGUUCAGGGGAAACUACAAUGAUUUCUGGCAAUGAUAUCCCGACCGCAAACCUCGGAACGGAGGUGAUUGCAGUGCAGACGGCUUCCGCGAAGAUGUUCGAAAGCACCAGCGACUAUCCCAGUGCCUCUUUCCAAGAAAUUUUGCUUGCUCUGUUGAACCUUUCUGCCUUCACUCAGCAGGACAACCAACGGGAACCAGCCCAAGAGGUAUCUGAAAUGCCCCGCUCCCCACAGUCCUCGCGAAAAUCUGGGCGUAUGCAUCAAAAUGCUCGACGUGUGUCGCACACCGUCGGUAAAUCAAGAAUGCAAGACGAAGAGCUCAAGUUCGUACUGGAAAAGGGGAACGAGCUAGCUAGGGCGAAUAUUGAGAGACUUUCAUCACUGGUCGAAGAAAACCUUGUGGGAUGGCAGGUUCUGACCAGAAGCCUUAUUUCCACAUCUGCGAACCCUGCAGUCAGUCCCAACCUCCGACUGCAAGCUAGUGGAUUCCUCAAUUCAUUGGUCUUUCUGACGAUGAAGCCAAGGGAAGGCGAUGAUGAUGAGACUCGGAACAAGUUGCAGUCAAGAAACCUGCAGACGCUCAAGGAUCAGGUGGCGACGCUCUAUUCAUCUGAUCUGGUGACAGCAAACUCGCUUCCGAUCACUGUGAUCGAGAUUCAUGAGCAGAGCCUGGAGAUUCUCCAAAACAUUCUCGAGCAAUAUGCGGAGACAUUUGUGGACGGAUGGAGCCUCAUAUUCGACCUGAUAUCCGGGGCAUUCCAAGGUCUAGCCAAGCCAGAAACCUGUGAUCAGCCUGCCACCCCGACUGAACGCAGGAGGUCUGCUCUUCCAGGUGGUCCACGUCUAGUCCGCGCUGCCUACAAGUCUUUGCACCUUGUUGCCUCUGACUUCCUCUCUUUGCUCCCGGCUCCCUGUCUGCUUGGCCUGGUGAACUCAUUUUCUAGUUUUGCCUCCCAAACACAGGACUUCAAUAUCUCACUUUCAACCACAUCCUUCUUCUGGAACGUGUCCGAUUUCCUUCAAGGACAGAUCGAGGAGUUCUCAAUUGAGAGCCAUGUUGAUGCUUCUGUCAGCGAGGAGGAUUUGGGCAGACUUACAUGCGAUGAAAAUCGGUCUGUCUCGAGAAAUUCUCUCUGGCUUCUGCUGCUCCUCCGUAUAGUCGGAAUCACCACGGACAUCAGGCCUGAAAUUCGGAAUAGUGCGAUUCACACUCUCCUGAGAAUCUUCGACGCCUAUGGACAGCAGCUUUCUCCGAAGGCGUGGCGACUUUGCUUGAAUAGGGUCUUGUUCGUGAUGGUAGAAGAUAUUGAACGCACCUUGCAUCAAGCCAAGAAGCAACAAUCUACUCAAAAUGACUUCAAGUCCUGGGUGGAUACAACAGUGGUGAUGAUCAAGGGUGUUUCAAGUCUGAUCACGAAUUUCUUUGCAGCUAUCGUGAGCGAUGAGAAGUUCGACCAAUCCUGGACCCGCCUUCUCAAGUACCUUCAGGCGUUGGUUGAUAUGCGUCUUUUGGAGUUUAGCGAGGCAACAUUUGCUAGCCUUUCGUCCAUUCUGGUUCGAGUGCAAUCUCCAAACGGUCUUAGUAAAAAGGCGCGAGAAUGCGCAUGGGACCUUUGGGCAAACGGUCAUCCUGCAAAUGAUGAAAGUACUCUUGACCUCGACCAACCAAAUCAAGCUGCUGCCCUGGCCUACAUGCAAAGCUUCGAGCAGGUCUACCGCCUAUACAAAGACCACUUGAGCGCGGAAAAUAUUGAGAAGGUGCUUCAGCACCUGCGUCUGCUUGUGUGGAACUCGGUAUCUCCACCGUACUCUCCAGAUAUCGACCGUCCUUCCCCCCUUCAAGCUCUGGUUAUUGAUCAUUUCAAAACCCUUUGUGUGGAGAAAGAAGCAUCUCAGGCUGCAAUUCUCUCGUGCCUCGCGGAUCUGUCCGAUUCAGCUUUAUCUAAGUGGAGCCCUGGCCACGACUCCAGGAGACCAGCAUUUGUCGCCUUCUCGAAAAACACCAUUGAGCUGAUCAGCUGGUACAUUGCCGACUUCGGUAUCAAGCAGGAUAUCUUCACGAGUGGUGCUCUAGCCUCCGUCCUUGAUCGGUUCGGAGCGUUGAUCACGCAAAAAUACACAUGGCAAGGAAAAGAUCGUGAACCUUAUCUGUGGCAGAAAGCCUCCACUGCGUCCUUAAAUGUUCUCCAAGUCGCAGUCCCCUACGUCGAAAAACAAUAUCAUGACGCCAACGAGUCUGAGAUCGAACGCUUUUGGCAGUGCGUGGUUGUUAUUACUCACGGCAUCGUCUCUGCUAGCGGGUUCCAGACCCAGCAGCUACCCAACGCUCGGAUCGUGGCCGACGAGGCUUUCGACAUUGCAUCAUUUACCCGUCUCAAGACACUUGUCCUUCCCUCGCUUGGUGCAUCUGCCAUCCCAGAUUCUGUCCGCCGGGACUUUGGCGUUGCUCUCUUCCACUCCUCGUUCAUUUACCCGCCACAGCGCUUUGACCUGCCCCCCAGUUCGAUCGAGAAGGCUCCUCUACAGGACUUCUAUAAAAUACGCUCCGGACGAACCUUCGACCCACCGCCAACACUGCGCCCGAAGAUAGCGUAUGCUCUCAUGGAUACUCUCUUCGAGCUUGCGGAAUGCCCAGGAUCCGAUGAGUCGAAGCAAUGCCCUCGGACGCUCCUGGCUCGCUCGAUCUCUCCCUACCUACUUCUCCGCUGUGCUCUCUCGCUCAAGGCUUAUAUUGCGGAUCAGCCUCUCCGCGGUCUGAUGCCCCAGCCUACGCCUGCGCGCAAGGCUCUGCUUCAUCUUCUCCUACACAUGGUGCAGCUGCGGAGCGAGCCGGCUGCAGUACCGGACCCGCCGUCCAUCCAGACAGUCUGGUCCUCAGGUGAUGAUUCCUCUGCGCAUCACCCACGCAAGCAUCUCGAAUGGCUGUACCCGCUCGUCGUCAAGGCAAUCCAAGUCGCUGGCAAAGAGCGAGAUGACGGACAGGUCCUACAGGCGCUCGGCAAGGUUCUACAGGAAAUCGGUCAAUAUGAAUGA